AUGAAUGAUUAAAAUAACAAAGGAUUUAUUGAUGAAGGUCUAAUUUUAUAUAAAGCCAAGGAACUUAUUUCAUUUUUGAUUUGUCCAAUAUGCAAAGGGUUAAUACAAAAACCAAUUUUAGCAUGCAACAACUGUGCAAUUUAUGGAUGCGGAUAGUGUAUUUUGAAAUGGGAAAAAUAUGGUAAACAAAGAUGUUUAUCAGGAUGUUAGGGAAUAAAAUUUGAAAAAAUAAAAAAUCCACUUCUUUAUGCUGUUUUAGAUAAUAUUGCAAUUAAAUGUCCGAACAGUAGAAAUGAAAAUUAAAACGAAAGGUGUCAAGAAAUAUGCAAUUACAGUAACUUUUUAAAACACAUAGAAAAGUGUGAAUUCAAUGUUUAAAGCUGCUAAUAUUGCUCUUAAAAAAUGUUAGCCUCCUCACUAAUGGGGCAUAUUGAUACUAAUCAUUAAAUUUUAACAACUAUUUAUUUUAUUUUCAGUAAUUCAUAAGAUACUCCUAUGCAGUAUAAUAUUUAAAUGGGAUAAGAAACACAACUAUUUAAAAUACUUGAUAUAUUAAAGCAUAAAGUGAAAGUAGAACCUGAUAACAUAGAGCUCGUCACUAUUCACAACAAUAGAAUAUCGGAAUACAUAUCAAAGUAGCAAACUCUAAGGUAGUUAAAGCAGAAGAAAGGUUUCUUGUUUGCUUUUCAGAAGUAUCCACAGUUAGUAAAGCAAAUAAAUGAGCAUCAUAAAGUUAUUCAUUUAGAAGUCUCAAUAAUUAGUGGGUUUUUUCGUUACUUUGAAAAUAUUAUUUUGGAUUAAAUGAUAGAAAAGCCCUCUUCUUUGAGUAAAUUAUCAUCAAUAGAAAAGAUUCCCUAACUAAACGAUAAAUCAUUCACAGAAGGAUAAAAUAUGCACUCAUCAAUCCAUAGCUAUUAAUAACAUUAGUAAUUAAAUAAGAAAAUAGUCACACCUGAAAAUUCUAAUUGUGUUUUUGAAAGUUUCACUCGUAUUUUUCAUUUUUAUGAUUUAGAAAAAGAUUUUGCCUCUAUUCAUUUAAUGAUAUACAAAUACUUUAGAAAUUAUCUUAAAGUGUAUGUAGAGAAAAAGAAAUAAACAGAUUAAGUUCCAUAUUUACUAGAAAACAUAGAUUUCAAAGUAGAUACAGAUGAAGCAAUAGAAAGAGAAUAUAACUUCUUUAGAGAGCUUAAAGAAGAAACAGAUAUUGAGUAUUCAAGACCUUAUAGUUUAGUCCUCCUUCAAAAUCUUUUAUCUGAGUUUCCUUAUAAAAAAAAUGUUCAUUUCAGCAGCUACUACAAAUUAGAUGAGAAAGGUGAAACAUAGUUUGAAUUAGCGAUAGCUUUAGCCCCGUAUCUUGAUGUUAAAGCCCUUAAGCUUAACAAAUGUUUAGAAUAGGUCAAUUAAAUAACAUCUAACAGCUGUUCUAAAAUAAAUUCAUUGAGCAAUAUAGAUAAUGUUUCUUGA
This is a messenger RNA of Tetrahymena thermophila SB210, 1464 nucleotides long. RefSeq lists its product as hypothetical. The record is from RefSeq and is a predicted model, not a curated record. NCBI's taxonomy places the organism in Eukaryota, Ciliophora, Oligohymenophorea, Hymenostomatida, Tetrahymenidae. The transcript has a single exon.